ACCAAACUCCAGGAAAACGCAGCUGAGGGCGCACGAUGGAGCGGGACGCGUUUCUGGCGUGAAGACGGAACUGUGCGUGGACAUGGGAUGUUCUCCUGCGUCUGGAAGAAAACGUGAACUUCUAACAGGAGAAAACUUUGUAGCCACAUGUUUGUUUUUACAACCGAUUGAAUCAAACACGAGUGAAAUGAUAGUUUGACUUUUACGCACGGAUGGAAACGCGCACGGCGGAGCUCGCUGCUCGGUGAAGCCGCCAAGGAUCCUCGAUAGUGUCGGCACUUCAGAGCAAACGGUGAACUACCUUUUGAUCUCUCUUCGGUUUUCCCGCGAGCGCCAGUGAGAGUCCCCGGUAGAAACAUGGCAGAGCACGAGAGCCUGGAGUUCGGGAAAGCGGAUUUUGUGCUGCUGGACAACGUGUCUCUGGAGGAGUUCAUGGCCAACCUCAAACUCAGGUUUGAGAAGGGGAGGAUCUACUCUUACAUCGGGGAGGUGGUCGUGUCCGUCAAUCCUUACCGUGCCAUGAACAUCUACGGCCGCGACACCGUGGAGCAGUACAAGGGCCGCGAGCUGUACGAGAGGCCGCCGCACCUCUUCGCCAUCGCCGACGCUGCGUACAAAGCCAUGAAGAGGCGGAACAAGGACACUUGUAUCGUCAUCUCAGGGGAAAGUGGAGCCGGAAAGACGGAGGCAAGCAAGUACAUCAUGCAGUACAUAGCUGCCAUCACUAAUCCCAACCAGAGGGCUGAGGUCGAGAGGGUGAAAAACAUGCUGCUCAAAUCCAACUGCGUGUUGGAGGCCUUCGGAAACGCCAAGACCAACCGCAACGACAACUCCAGCCGCUUCGGCAAGUACAUGGACAUCAACUUUGACUUUAAAGGAGAUCCCAUCGGAGGCCACAUCAACAACUACCUGCUGGAGAAGUCCAGGGUGAUUUUCCAGCAGGAAGGAGAGAGGAGCUUUCAUUCCUUCUACCAGCUGCUCCGAGGAUCUCCAGACUCCUUGUUACGCUCUCUCCACGUCCAGAAAGACCCGACAGCCUACAACUACAUCAAAGUUGGAGGCCAGAUUAAGUCGAGCAUCAACGACGGCGCUGAUUUCAAAGCUGUGGCCGACGCCAUGAAAGUGAUCGGUUUCACCGGGGACGAGAUUCAGACUGUUUACAAGAUCCUGGCCACCAUCCUACAUCUGGGAAAUAUGACGUUCGGGGUGGACGGUGACGUGACCUUGAUAGAGAACACAAAGCUGGUGUCUGUGAUCAGGGAGCUGCUGUCCACCAAGGAGGAGAACGUGGAGAAGGCCCUGCUGUACCGCACCGUGGCCACGGGUCGAGACGUGAUUGAGAAGCAGCACACGGCGCAGGAGGCCGGCUACGGACGGGACGCUCUGGCCAAGGCCAUGUACGAGCGUCUGUUCUGCUGGAUCGUCGGACGAAUCAAUGACGUAAUCGAGGUGAAAAACUACGACGCCAGAGUCCACGGGAAGAACACGGUCAUCGGGGUCCUGGACAUCUACGGCUUCGAGAUCUUCCAGAACAACAGCUUUGAACAGUUCUGCAUCAACUACUGCAACGAGAAGCUGCAGCAGCUGUUUAUCCAGCUGGUGCUGAAGCAGGAACAGGAAGAGUAUCAAAGAGAAGGAAUCCCCUGGAAACACAUUGAUUACUUCAAUAACCAGAUCAUCGUGGAUUUGGUGGAGCAGCAGCACAAAGGCAUCUUCUCCGUUCUCGACGAGGCCUGCAUGAACGUGGGCAAAGUCACCGAUGAGGUUUUUCUCCAGGGCCUCAACGGAAAACUCGCCAAACACGCCCACUUCACCAGUCGCAAGCUCUCCCCAACCGACAAGAGUCUGGAGUUCGACAGGGACUUUCGUAUCAGGCACUACGCAGGAGACGUGAUGUACUCUGUGGUGGGUUUCAUUGACAAGAACAAAGACACGCUGUUCCAGGACUUCAAGAGACUGCUGUACAACAGUUCUAACCCGGUGCUGAAGGGGAUGUGGCCUGAGGGCAAACUGAGCAUCACCGAGGUCACCAAACGGCCGCUAACCGCCGCCACGCUCUUCAAAAACUCCAUGAUCUCGCUGGUGGAGAACCUGGCGUGCAAGGAGCCCUACUAUGUCCGCUGCAUCAAGCCCAACGACGUUAAAUCCCCCCUGCUGUUCGAGCAGGAGCGCUGCCGCCAUCAGGUGGAGUACCUCGGUCUGUUGGAGAACGUCAGAGUGCGGCGCGCCGGCUUCGCCUACAGACAGACGUACCCUCGCUUCCUGCAGAGGUACGCCACCGUCGUCCAACUUCCUCCUUGUUUCUCGAUCCACCACAUGUUGAACAAGUCUUUUUAUGUGCCUCUGAAUAUUUGA
Messenger RNA from Paralichthys olivaceus (Japanese flounder), 2355 nucleotides. NCBI's taxonomy places the organism in Eukaryota, Metazoa, Chordata, Actinopteri, Pleuronectiformes, Paralichthyidae. The record is from RefSeq and is a predicted model, not a curated record.